Molecule: messenger RNA, 2410 nt
Organism: Falco peregrinus (peregrine falcon)
Lineage: Eukaryota; Metazoa; Chordata; Aves; Falconiformes; Falconidae
Gene: FN3KRP
Product: fructosamine 3 kinase related protein
Exons: 6
Coding region: 34-963 (309 amino acids)
Source: RefSeq, a predicted model, not a curated record
AGGCGCAGUGCGGCACCUGCGGCGGCGGGCAGCAUGGAGGACGCGCUGAGGGGAGCUCUGGGCACCGCCGUGCUCCGGCCGACGGGGCACUCGGGGGGCGGCUGCAUCAGCCAGGGCCAGAGCUACGACACGGACCGCGGCCGGGUGUACGUGAAGAGCAACUCCAAGGCGGAGGCCAGAAGAAUGUUUGAGGGAGAAAUGGCAAGUUUGGAAGCCAUCUUGAAAACACAAACAAUAAAAGUGCCUAAACCCAUCAAAGUUAUAGACGUGCCUGGGGGCAGUACUCUGUUUGUGAUGGAACAUUUGGAAAUGAGAGGCUUAAACAGACAUUCAGGAAAGCUUGGAACACAACUGGCUGAUCUCCACCUUCAUAACCAACAACUUGGAGAGAAGCUGAAGAAAGAGGAGAGCACAGUUGGUAAAGGUCAAGGGCAAAUGGAAGUCCAGUUUGUGGAUCAGUUUGGCUUUCAUACAGUUACCUGCUGUGGCUAUCUUCCACAGGUGAAUGACUGGCAGAAUGACUGGGUGACUUUCUUCGCCAAACAGAGAAUCCAGCCUCAGAUGGACAUGAUCGAAAAGAAUUCAGGAGACAGGGAAGCAAGAGAACUUUGGGCACAACUUCAGCUGAAGAUACCCAGUUUGUUCUGUGACGUAGAAAUUGUUCCUGCUCUCCUGCAUGGGGAUCUCUGGGGAGGAAAUGUAGCUGAGGAUGAUUCUGGGCCAGUCAUCUUCGACCCGGCUUCUUUCUACGGCCAUUCAGAGUAUGAGCUUGCAAUAGCUGGGAUGUUUGGUGGCUUCAGCAGUUCUUUUUACUCUGCUUAUCAUAGUAAAAUUCCAAAAGCUGCAGGGUUUGAGAAACGCCUGAAGCUUUAUCAGCUCUUUCAUUACAUGAACCAUUGGAACCAUUUUGGUACAGGGUACAGAGGGUCGUCUUUAAACAUUAUGAGAAACCUUAUAAAGUGACUUGCUGCUUAAGCAGAAUACUUCCUAUGUUGCUUGCAAACCCCCACACUGGGUAGUGCAACUACAGGAGUAGUAAUUUUUUUUAAAAAAGCUACUAGACCCUUGACCUUGUUGCACGGUUAAAGACCUAGAAUCAGUGAGUCCUGCUGAAUAUCAAGUGUAACAGUGUCAUCCGUUUUUAGGAUAGUUGGGAAUAACUUUGUGAGGGAAAUCGCUAAGGAAGGAGUUUAUUCAGUUGCACAAAAGAUCUGUCAGUGCCAAGAAAGCAUUGUGUACUUGAGACUAGGUGAGGUAAUACAAAUCAAACACUGAGGAGAUGGCUAGAAAGCUGCUUAUUGCCUUUUGCUGCCCCCCCUGACCUUUAUGAUAGAUUGCUUAGACUCUUUAAGCUCUCCAUGGCCAGUUAUGUGCAUGAGAACAAUGUUAACAGGGUAUUUUGAAAGUCAACAAGAAAAUUAUGUAAUAGAAACUGAAAAAUGAUUUGGACUUGCUAUUCAUUAUGCUAAUGUGAUUCUGUUGGACUGAGACUGCUUCCUGUUCUGUCAGAAAGCUGUGUGAAAAUGCUUAUAAUUUUUCUGGCAUGUGCAUUUUGGUGCCUCAUGGCAUUCUUGUGUGCUGUUCUGUGCUUGCUGUUCAUUGGGCUCUUACCUACAGCAAUUUUGUUUUCACCAGAACUAGCACUCUCUUCUUUUUUUUGAAUAUGCUUUUGUCCAAUAGUGUGCAUUCUUAAAGAUCUUUUCAGGUAGGACACUUCAUGUGUACACAGCCUGUGAAGAUGUACUCUCUCACUAAUACAAACAGAUGUACUUUCUGACUGUUGUCAUUGCCCACAGGAUAAUGCCGUCUGGUCGUGGUACAGGCUUCACAUAAAUUUUCUGUAGAUUUAGACUACAGGUGCCAUAAACUAACACUUUUUGUUCAGUCCCCACUAUUGUGCACUUUGUAGUUCUUUGGAUAAGAGACAGGAAACCAAAGGAAGUUAAAAUGCAACUCACAAAACAGUGGCUCUACACCCCUGUCAGAAUUUCUUUGAGGAUAGCUUUUACAGGCUAUUUCUUGUACCUGCAAGAUGGUAAUACUAAAAUUCUACUCUUUUUGAUGUAGGCUGGUAAUGAUAUUUCAGUGCAAGCGUACCAGGUAGGUGAGAGGGGUGCAUGAUUCCUAACAUGCAUUUUGAGUGUUUGGGAAUGACUUUAAUGAACUAAAACUGUUUUUCACUGGGUAUUGGCUGAUUACUAAGGGAUUUUUAGUUGCUGGUUUUGCAGUUACUUGUACAAAUUGGAAGCAAGUUUAGAGAAGACUAUCACUUGAUAUAACUUUCUUUCCUUAAUUCUACUUCUCUUCUCACUGGCUGUUUAACUUUUUCUACAAAAAGUUUUAAAGCCUUGCUUGGUAGAAUAGCUAUUACUUUUACCUUGUUGCUUAAAUAAAGAAGUUUUCCAGUUGA